UGUUUGACGUUUAGUGAUUUUUUAACCUCUAUGUUUUCUUUUUUCCUGUCAAACCUAAAGUUUAACGGUAGCGAUGUUUGAGCAACAAAUUUAACAACGAAUUACUAAAUAACCGUUAAACCAUCAAUUCAAAGACCCCUGAAAUGUCGAAACGGCAUAUGGAAGAAAGCGGCAGCGGCCAACCGCCCAUAAAAAAGAUACAUUUCGAACCUCACUUAAUUGGUCCCGUUUCAACUCUCGAAGAAUUAGAUAUUAAAGUUCUUCAAUUUCAAAACAAAAAAUUAGCUCAGAGAAUAGAACAACGUCAUCGUACCGAAUGUGAACUACGACAACGUAUUGAACAAUUAGAAAAACGUCAAACUCAAGACGACGCAGUUUUAAAUGUGGUUAAUCGAUAUUGGAAUCAGCUUAAUGAAGACAUUAGGAUCUUACUUCAAAGAUUCGAUGCCGAAACUUCUGAUGAGUCUGAAAAUAAAAACGAAAAUGAAGCAACAACAUCGUUUUUAAUGCAACUAUCAACAUGGGAUAAAGAGGAACUUGAUGAUAAAUUAGCGAAUAGGGUUCAAGUUUCAAAAAGAGCAGUGGGAAAACUUAUACAAGCUUUUGAUAGAUUAAUGCAGAGGAAUGAAAAACUAACUUUAGUUUUAAAAGGAGAACUUGAUGGACAGGAAGCACCUUGUGUUGAAGAUGCAAUUCGUCAAACAAAUAUUCAAUUAGAAGGUGAAAAUCGUAAAUUACAAAAUCUUCAUACAGCAAUGCAUGAAAAAUAUCACACAGCUAAUUUAAAAAUGGCAGAAAUUCAUGAUAAACUGACCGCAAAGGAAACUGAAAACGCUGAAUUAAAAAAUCAAAUUGAUGAUCUUCAAUAUGAACUGGGAAAAGUUCGAAAUCGUAAUGAUAAAUUAGAAAAUCAUUUAGCUGAAGCUAUAGAAAAAUUAAAAACUUAUCAUCAAUUACAUGGUGAUCCUGAUAAAGGUGAAAAACCAAAACCUGUUCAAUCAACGGUUUCUCAAGCUAAAUUUGAAGAUUUAAAUAAAGAAAUUGAGGAAUGGCGAGAAUUGGCGAAUAAUCGGCUACAAGAACUCGAUAAAUUGCAUCAAACUCAUCGCGAAACAUUGAAAGAGGUUGAAAAAUUAAAAAUGGAUAUUCGCCAAUUACCAGAAAGUGUUAUUGUUGAAACUACUGAAUAUAAAUGUUUACAAUCGCAAUUUUCUGUUCUCUAUAAUGAAUCAAUGCAAUUAAAAACUCAGUUAGACGAAGCCCGGCAACAAUUACAAACGAGUAAAAACGCUCAUUUGAGAAAUAUCGAAUUAAUGGAAUCCGAGGAAUUAAUAGCACAGAAAAAGUUACGUCAAGAAGUAAUGCAAUUGGAAGAUAUUUUGGCUCAGUUACGUAAGGAAUAUGAAAUGUUACGAAUUGAAUUCGAACAAAAUUUGGCGGCUAACGAGCAAACGGGUCCCAUUAAUCGUGAAAUGCGACAUCUAAUAACAUCUUUACAAAACAAUACUCAACAAUUAAAAGGCGAAGUCCAUCGUUAUAAGCGAAAAUAUAAAGAAGCGAAUGCUGAAAUUCCAAAACUACGAAAAGAAAUUGAAGAUUUAACUUUGAAAUUGGGUCAACAACAAAUAAUGGCAAAUCAAGAUUCCAAAGAGGGUAUUAAAUUAGAAAAUAUCAAAGAGGAGGAUAAUAGUUGUGGUGAGAUGGGAGGGGCUCAAGUAAAAGAGGAAGGAUCAGGAACGCCAUCGAUUAAAAAGGAGAAUGAAGAAGAAUCAGAGACGGCGGAAGAGGGAGAUGGAGAGAAAGAUAAAAGUGGAGCUGGAGGAUCGCCAAGUAUCAAAAAAGAAGGAGGAAAGCAGGAGAAGACAGCUAAAAAAGAGGUUGGGGUUAAAUCAGAAAAGGAACAUAGAGAAGCUCAAAGGGCCAAAGAGGCUAAAAUUGCUGAAAAUGAAAUAAUUAGAGAUCUUAAAGCACAAUUAAAAAAAGCUUUAAAUGAACAAAAAGAAAUGAAACUUCUGUUAGACAUGCAUAAAAGUGUUACGAAAGAACAACGCGACAAAGUCCAAUUAAUGGCUGCUGAGAAAAAAUUGCGAACCGAAUUAGAUGAUAUGAAACAACAAUUAAAAAAGAUACAAGAGAGCAAGCGAGAAGAGCGUAAAAAAUUAGCCGAUGAAGAAGCUUUAAGGAAAAUAAAGCAGCUUGAAGAGCAAAAGUAUGAGUUGCAAAAACAAGUAGCUUCUCAAAAACCCGCAGAUGGUAAUUGGGCGGGGCAUAAUGUAUUACAUCAAAUGAGACCAUUUGUUGGUUCCCAUGAGGAAGAGGCCCUUUUAAAUGAAAUGGAAGUAACAGGACAAGCGUUUGAAGAUAUGCAAGAACAAAAUUCUAGGUUGAUUCAACAAUUGCGUGAAAAAGAUGAUGCUAAUUUUAAAUUAAUGACCGAACGAAUCAAAUCAAAUCAAUUACACAAAUUAGCACGCGAAGAAAAAGAUGUACUAAAAGAACAAGUCAGUACAUUAAGUACACAAGUGGAAGCCGCAAUGUUGGUUGUAAGAAAAUUGGAGGAAAAAGAACGGAUUUUACAAAACACUUUAGCAACGGCCGAAAAAGAAUUAGCACUGAGACAGCAAGCGAUGGAAAUGCACAAAAGGAAAGCGAUUGAAUCGGCUCAAUCCGCGGCCGAUUUAAAAUUGCAUCUUGAAAAGUAUCACUCGCAAAUGAAAGAAGCGCAACAAGUCGUCACUGAAAAAACGUCUUCGUUGGAAGCGGAGGCGUAUAAAACGAAACGGUUACAAGAGGAAAUUGCUCAAUUGAAACGCAAAGCAGAACGGAUGAAGAAAAUGGAAAUGGCAGGUACGACGUUAGACGAAGUGAUGAUGGAGGAAAUCCGAGAGUACAAAGAGACUUUAACUUGUCCGUCUUGUAAAGUUAAACGUAAAGAUUCCGUGUUAUCGAAAUGUUUCCAUGUUUUUUGUUACGAUUGUCUUAAAACGCGAUACGAAACGAGGCAGAGAAAGUGUCCAAAAUGUAAUUGUGCGUUUGGAGCUAACGAUUAUCAUCGAUUAUAUUUUUAAAUUACUUUAAAAAAUUAUUUUUCAAUUUGGGGGUUAUUUAUUUUUUAUCCUUUGGUCGAAUGUUUAGAAAAUUAGGGCGAGUUAGGUAUGUAACUAUGUUGGAAUGAUUUUGGAUGACGCAAUGUUGUUUUCAUAUAUUCCAUGUAUAUUAAUAGUAAUAUGAAAAAGAAAUAUGUAUCGUUGAUACAAAAUGAAAUUAAUCUUUAAGGAUUGUAAAAGCUGUCGUAAAAUUUAUAACUUGAUUUUUUAAGUCUUAAUUUUGACAUUAAGUUUUUUAUUUUGAAAGAUUGAAUAAAU
Messenger RNA from Onthophagus taurus, 3365 nucleotides. RefSeq names its product E3 ubiquitin-protein ligase Bre1 (gene Bre1). Lineage: Eukaryota; Metazoa; Arthropoda; Insecta; Coleoptera; Scarabaeidae. The record is from RefSeq and is a predicted model, not a curated record. Gene Ontology annotation, molecular function: ubiquitin protein ligase activity; metal ion binding. Gene Ontology annotation, cellular component: HULC complex; nucleus.